AUGUGUGGCUGCACACACAGCACGCAGGACCAAGAGCUCCAUUUGGAAAGGGAGCCCAGUCCUUCUGCAGGCCUGGCAUCCACCUUAUCACCUAGGAAAAUGCCCAAAAGCAUUUCCAUAUCUAAACAACUGGCUUCGAUUAAAGCUCUUCGGAAGAGCUCAGAUCUGGAAAAAGCGAUGGCCACCAUUGCUCUGAUAUUCAGAAAUGCUUGUGACGCUGAUGGUAAACUUGGAAAAGCUAAAGCCAAAUAUCUGCUGUAUACUCAAUUUGGGAAAUUUGCAGAGGGACAGGAAAACAAGCGAAAAUACAGAGAGAUCCUUUCUGAACUUGAAAAGCACACAGAAAACAAACUUGAUUUUGAGGAUUUCAUGGUCUUGCUUCUAAGCAUCACUGUCAUGUCAGAUCUGCUACAAAAUAUAUGGCAUGCAAAAGCCACAAAAUAG
Messenger RNA from Echinops telfairi (small Madagascar hedgehog), 444 nucleotides. It is a transcript of the gene SNTN, whose product is annotated as sentan, cilia apical structure protein. The coding region runs from base 1 to 444 and encodes 147 amino acids. Lineage: Eukaryota; Metazoa; Chordata; Mammalia; Afrosoricida; Tenrecidae. The record is from RefSeq and is a predicted model, not a curated record. The transcript has 4 exons. Gene Ontology annotation, molecular function: transition metal ion binding.